Molecule: messenger RNA, 3081 nt
Organism: Pantherophis guttatus
Lineage: Eukaryota; Metazoa; Chordata; Lepidosauria; Squamata; Colubridae
Source: RefSeq, a predicted model, not a curated record
AGUUCACAGCAGAAAGUGUGCAUUCUCUCACAUGCACACUUCCUCUUCCUCUUUCACUCGCGUCACAUAGAGAGGGGGGAGGGGCAUUCCCUCCGACUGACAAGCAAGGGGUACUUAAAAGAGCAUUGGGAAAGGAUGGGUUUGACACCUGAGGCCUUUUCUGGAUUAGGAGUGGAACAGGACUCGGAGCCAAUGUUGCGGAGCGGCUGGUAAAAGUAAAACCACCCAGGAAGGAAGCCAAGCAAUGACAAUGACUCGGAGCGGAAAUCCUCUUCCUAGCAAAACCACGAGUGACGCCACCACAAGUCUCAGCCUGGGAAUGCCCAAAGACGAUGCCAGCUCUGCUGACAGCUUCACGCCCCAAGCGCAGCUCCUGAGCUCCAGACCUUUGACCCAGAGAAUCCGAGGACAGGAGGGCAGCUGGUGAAUCAGCAGGGAAAGUCUCCCAGGCCGGAGCACCAGCCCCGAGGGGCUCCGACGAGUAUUUGUAUUUAUUAGUUUGUCAAACAUGUACAAGAUAGCAGAUAUAAAUAUAAACAUGGAUAUGAACAAAAUAAAUGGGGACGAAUAAAUGGGGACAGUAGGACAGGGAUGGUAGGGACGCUGUUGCGCUUAUGCACGCCCCCUUUACAGACCUCUUAGGAAUGGGGUGAGGUCCACGGUAGACAGUUUAAGGUUAAAGUUAUGGGGGUUUGAGGAUGUAACAACAGAGUUGGGUAGAGCAUUCCAGGCGUUGACCACUCUGCUGCUGAACUCGUAUUUUCUGCAAUCGAGUUUGGAGCGGUUUACCUUGAGUUUCUAUUGUAGGAAGUUAGCAUCCACCCCUCUCCUAGAAGAAUGAAAUAUUUUAGGAAAUAUUAAAAGGGCAAAAUAUUUCCCCUAAAAGGGAGGCAGAAAUUCAGCCCCCCACCUUUGUCAAUGGGCCAUUAAGAUCUGAGCCAGUCCAUUCUACAUAACAAAGGUAGGAUUAGCCCUCUACUCAUCUAGCAACAGAAGAUACCACAUGGCACCUGGGAAGAGCCUUGGUAGUACAGUGGUUUAAAGCACUGUUAUUAACACAGCUGCCUGCAAUUACUGCAAGUUCAAAUCUUACCAGGCUCAAGGUCAACUCAGCCUUCCAUCCUUUCUAAGGUAGGUAAAUUGAGGACCCAGUUUGUGGGGGCAAUAAGCUGACUUUGUAUAAAUAUACAAAAGGAUGAAGGCGAUUGCUUAGCGCAUUGUAAGCCGCCCUGAGUCUCCGGGGAAGGGCGGCAUAUAAAUCAAAUUAAAAAAAAAAAAAGAUUACAUCACCUACAGCAAGGUUCAACCAAGCCUGGAACUCAAAAUACAGCCUACAGAGUUGCCCCUGUAUGGCUCCAAUGGGAACUUGACAACCAAUCAGAAUACAAGCUCAAAGUCAAAGCCCAAGAGAGGGCAUGAAACCAAGGCACGCUCAGCAUCUCUGCCCUUUUCUGCUCAGGAUCUCAAACCGUGUGAUCCUGUCCACCAUUAAACCAUCUUUCCAAGCAGUUUCCGUGUUUCCAGUGUCUUUUUCCCCACUUGGAACUGAACCCAGAUGGACAUGUCUUCCAGCAGUAUCUAUUGUUUGCCCUAUUGAGGUUGAAGCUGAAGAAGUCGUUGGCAGGCCAUCUCCAGCAAUGGAAGAGUGAAGGCAGAAGUCCCUGAGCUUGGAUGCCCUGGUCUGCUGCUUGCGAGGGCCCAGAGGCAUCUCUUGACAUGCUGAACUGGUAAGACUCCAAGGAGUCCCUCCCUUGGCAAUUAAGUCAUCAUUCACGAGCAGUUUCACACCGAAUAUCCAAACACGCAUCAUCGCUUUCAAUAAUUUCCCAGAUGUCUAAUUUUUAUGCAAAGUUGUAUUGUUUUCAAGGAUUUCUCUAUUUUCACAAUCGACCGCAUCCUUCCUGUUCUUAGAAGCUGGGAGGGGGAAGGAAAUUCUGUGUGAGACAAACUUCCGUCUCCCCAUCUGCCACAACCUAUAUAAGAGCUACCCGGGGAGAGCAGAGGCCAAUCUGAAAAGGAUCAGAGGAUCAGGAUCGGGAAGGAAUCUGCCAGCCUUUUUUCUGCAGCAUCAGCAAGAUGCAGUUCUGUGCAGCGGACCAGACGUACCUGACAAAGAACACCUUCUGUGCCAGUAAGAUGGAUGUCCAGGUAGCAGUGACCAAGAAUGAGCCCAUGAAGAGCUUCAGGAAGGCUGUGCUGAUUGUCAUUGCGACCGAGAGCAUGAAGAAUUCUUCUCCCAAGCUCUUCUCGGAUGACGACUUGAUGGACAUUCUAAACACAAUCUUAGAACCGGUCACUUUUGACGUCUACGGGCACACAGAAGCCACUAGUUCCAUCUAUCGUAUCUGGAGGAAUUUCGUCUACAACAUCCGAGACUCUGACCACAAGUCCCUCGUCUUCAAGGAGCCCGCACAGUUGGUGGCCAUGCAUCUUCAGGGUCCCAACAUUGAGCAAGCAGUGAAAUUAAAAAUGUCUGUGUAUCGUCCACAAAUCGAGGCUGGGACUCGAAAGGCCCCUGUGGCAUUGAGCAUCCAGAAGGGGAAGCUGUAUAUCUCUUGCGUCUGGAAAGAGGGACAGGCAGUGCUGCAGUUGGAGGAAGCCACCAUCGGAGACACCCUCGACAAAUCUCAGCUGGGCCGUUUCCUUUUCUACAAAAUUGAGAACGAAAAGCAGACAAGGUUCGAAUCGGCCGAGUGCCCAGGAUGGUUCAUCUGCACGUCCACCCAGUCUGAGCAGGCCGUUGCCAUGACCAAGCAGCCCGGAGGCCCUCAGGUCAUUGUGGAUUACAGCCUCAGCAGCAGCGAGUGAGCGGAGCCUGCCCUGCCCUGCUCCAGACUUUGGACAUCUUGGGCAGGCAAAGCAACACGAGGCGUCCCCGUUGUCGGGGACUUUUUCUUCGGCGGGAAAGUCCGAGAUACAAACUGAGGGGAGGGGGGUAAUAUUUAAUGUACAUAUUUAUUAAUAAUUUAAUAAAUAUUUGCCAAUUUUUUACCAGUUUAUAUGAUGAUAAAUUAAGUUUUGUAUUUUUUAUGAAAAUAUUGAAGCCUUUGUUAAUAAUUUAAUAAAUAAUUUAUGACAGAU